Messenger RNA from Nothobranchius furzeri (turquoise killifish), 1942 nucleotides. RefSeq lists its product as uncharacterized. Gene Ontology annotation, molecular function: NADP binding; flavin adenine dinucleotide binding; N,N-dimethylaniline monooxygenase activity. NCBI's taxonomy places the organism in Eukaryota, Metazoa, Chordata, Actinopteri, Cyprinodontiformes, Nothobranchiidae. The record is from RefSeq and is a predicted model, not a curated record.
CAGAAAUGGAGAGAUGGACGCAGCAGGGAGAGCGGCUAUAAAACGGUGUUCUGGCCUGUUCUGACUGGUGUCGUUAGGCCGAUGUUGUAACGGAAUAUGUCCUGCCGGUAGAAACCUCUUUGCUUAGCGUUUUUUAUUCCGUUACGCAGCUGGACGGCGGGAGGACAAACGGCCGGUCAUGAAUUCGGACUUGACCUCUAAUGGGAGUUUUAACCUGCAGGUGAGUGCAGCGUGCCCCCCCUCUGACCGGGGCCAGACCUGCAGGAAGCUGCGGCGUGUGGCGGUGGUCGGCGCUGGAGCGUCUGGACUCUGUGCUGCACGACACAUCCUGUCCCGCCCCAGCAGCUUCGCCCCCCCGGUGGUGUUUGAGCUCACUGACCACAUCGGAGGGACCUGGUGUUACGAAGAGCAUGUUGGAAUGCUCCCCAAUGGGCGUCCUGUGCUCAGCAGCAUGUACAGGGACCUGAGAACCAACCUGCCCAAGGAGGUUAUGAUGUUUCCUGACUUCCCCUUUGAGCCCCAGCUGAGCAGCUUUCUGCCACACCAGGAGGUUCAGCAGUACCUGCAGAGAUACUGUGAGAACUUUAAAAUCCAUCCUCACAUACGGUUCAACACCAUGGUGGAAAUGGUGAAGCCUGUCAUCGUGACAACAGACAGUGGGGAGGAGAACACCACAUGGGAUGUGACCUCAUCAUGUUUGUCAGGUUGUCAGAAGACGGAGACGUUUGACUCGGUGUUGAUCUGCUCUGGGCAUCACUCUGACCCCCACAUCCCACACAUCCCUGGGAUACAGAACUUUAAAGGUCAGGUUCUUCAUAGUCACUCAUACCGGUUUGCGGAGCCGUUCUCUGGCCAGACUGUGGUGAUUCUGGGAGCCAAGUCUUCAGGACUGGACAUUUCCAUUGAACUGGCGAAGGCCGGCGCCAAGGUGACCCUGAGUCACGGUUACCCCCCACUUACCUUUCCUCUUCCUCCUGGGAUCCAACAGUCCGGUUCAGUGGUGGCGGUAGACAAUGCCGGCUGUCUCCGCCUCCAGGACGGCUCGGUGUGCAAGGCUGACGUCCUGAUGUUCUGCACCGGCUACAACUUCCACUACCCCUUCCUGGAUGCAGCUCAGCUGGGUUUGGAGAUCCAGGAUCACAUGGUGUCUCCUCUGUACCGCUUCAUGCUUCCUCCCGCAUUCCCGUCACUCUUCUUCAUCGGGAUCUGUAAAAUCAUCUGCCCCUUCCCCAACUUCAACUGUCAGGUCCAGUUUGCUCUGGCUGUGUUGGAUGGUUCGGUUCCCCUGCCAUCGCGUGAGCAGAUGGAGAAGGAGGUCCAGCAGGAGCAGCAGGAGAAACUGGAGAAGGGGGUCCAGUGGCGCCACCUGCUGAAACUAGACCAGGGUCAGUGGGAGUACUGCGACACGCUGGCUCAGUUGGCAGGCUUCCCGCCGCUGCAACCAGUCGUUCGCAGCUUGUACGAGGAGGUGUGGCGUCAGAGACAGAAUCACCCAGUGAACUACCGGAGGAACAACUACCAGCUGGUCAGCGCCACCCGGUGGGAGCUGAUCCACUCCCCAGAACCUGAGCGACCAAAUGUCUGAAACAGGAAGUCCUGCUGAUCCAUGCGUCUUAAAUUCGGCUCUUCUCCAGGAAGUGACCCGAGGAACCAGUGUUUGAGUCUCAACAUCACGAUCAAGCUCCUGGUUCUACGGAGUUUUUUGGACAGUUCUGCUCACCAGUAAUAAUUCCUACUGACGGAUUGGCUCCUCGCUCUGGAACCUGCUGCCGGUGUCUGACUCUGUUCUUCCUCACUCUCACGACGGGUUGGUUUGGAAUGUAAUUUCUGCCCGUUUUGGUCAUCCUGUUGGUUCUGGUGAUUCUACAGAUUGAAACACUUUCAGGUUCAGGAGAAAAGCUUUAUUGAUCACGUGUGAAACUAAUAAAAACAUUCAAAUGAA